GGGGAACAGAAUGCAACCCGGGAUCUAGAGAGCUGUCACAUUCCAAGAAAUAUUUAAAUUGUGCUGAUUUUCUUCUGGAGAACUGAGCCCAGGGAAUGAAACUCUCCAUCAAGUCAUAGCUUUGCGGGCAAUAGAUCAGAGGAUAUUGCCAGUUUUCUAAUGGAUUAUUGUUAUCGGGCAGGUUUUCUCUGAAGGGGCUGGAGAUCAGCCAGAUCAGUUGUAUGCACAAAGCCGCUUUGGAUCUGUCUUUUCAAACAAGAGCUGCAGAAAGCGAGACAGCAAGGUUGAAGCUUUAUCCCACUCUGACUCGCCCAGAAAGCACAACCCUGAUUUUGUAUGAGAAGGACUAUCUCUACAGAACCUAAAAUAUAAUCAACAGUUUCUGUACAGGACAGAUUAUGACAGCUUCUUUCUUAAGGAGAGAAUGUUUAAAUUUUAUCAGAUGAAACAUACUUUUCAAAUACUAGAUAAAAUGAGAUGCUUGCGAAAACGUUCUACAGUGUCAUUCUUGGGAGUUCUUGUCAUUUUCCUCCUAUUUAUGAAUUUGUACAUUGAAGAUAGCUAUGUUCUGGAGGGUGACAAACAGCUCAUAAGGGAAACAUCCACACAUCAACUAAAUUCAGAGCGCUAUGUUCAUACUUUCAAGGAUUUAUCUAAUUUCUCAGGGGCCAUAAAUGUCACCUAUCGCUACCUAGCUGCCACACCUUUACAAAGAAAACGGUAUCUUACCAUUGGACUUUCAUCAGUGAAACGAAAAAAAGGCAACUAUUUACUUGAGACAAUCAAGUCAAUUUUUGAGCAAUCCAGCUAUGAAGAGUUGAAGGAAAUUUCAGUAGUAGUUCAUCUGGCGGACUUUAAUUCAUCCUGGCGUGAUGUCAUGGUCCAGGAUAUUACACAAAAGUUUGCCCAUCAUAUCAUUGCAGGAAGAUUAAUGGUUAUACAUGCUCCUGAAGAAUAUUACCCAAUUUUGGAUGGUCUUAAAAGAAAUUACAAUGAUCCAGAAGAUAGAGUCAAAUUUCGUUCCAAGCAAAAUGUAGAUUAUGCUUUUCUGCUUAAUUUUUGUGCCAAUACUUCAUAUUAUUAUGUAAUGCUCGAAGAUGAUGUCCGAUGUUCCAAAAAUUUCUUAACUGCCAUCAAGAAAGUCAUUGCGUCCUUAGAAGGAACUUACUGGGUAACUCUUGAGUUCUCUAAGCUUGGCUACAUUGGUAAACUUUAUCAUUCUCAUGAUCUCCCACGUUUGGCACAUUUUUUAUUAAUGUUUUAUCAAGAAAUGCCUUGUGAUUGGCUGUUGACUCAUUUUAGAGGUCUGUUGGCUCAGAAAAAUGUGAUCCGGUUUAAACCAUCUCUCUUUCAGCACAUGGGUUAUUAUUCCUCAUAUAAAGGAACUGAGAAUAAGCUGAAGGAUGAUGAUUUUGAAGAGGACUCAUUUGACAUUCCUGAUAACCCCCCUGCAAGUCUGUACACCAAUAUGAAUGUGUUUGAAAAUUAUGAAGCAAGCAAAGCUUACAGUAUUGUUGAUGAGUACUUUUGGGGAAAACCACCUUCAACAGGAGAUAUCUUUCUUAUUGUUUUUGAAAAUCCAACUAUAAUCAAAAAAAUUAAAGUGAAUACUGGGACAGAAGAUCGGCAAAAUGACAUUUUGCAUCAUGGAGUCCUUGAUGUUGGGGAAAAAGUUAUACUUACCAAACAAAUAAAACGUUGUGAUUCUUACUUAAGACUAGGGGAAUUCAAAAAUGGAAACUUUGAAAUGUCAGAUGUGAAUCAAAAAAUUCCAUUUGAUAUACACUGUAUGAGGAUAUGUGUUACCAAAACACAAAAGGAGUGGCUGAUUAUUAGAAGCAUUAGCAUUUGGACUUCUUAGCCAAUUAAAUCAGUAUGUUCAUUUGCUGAAA
Marmota flaviventris (yellow-bellied marmot) is the source of this 1892-nucleotide messenger RNA. Lineage: Eukaryota; Metazoa; Chordata; Mammalia; Rodentia; Sciuridae. The record is from RefSeq and is a predicted model, not a curated record.